This is a messenger RNA of Melopsittacus undulatus (budgerigar), 2191 nucleotides long. RefSeq names its product forkhead box L1 (gene FOXL1). Lineage: Eukaryota; Metazoa; Chordata; Aves; Psittaciformes; Psittaculidae. The transcript has 2 exons. Bases 333 to 1232 code for a protein of 299 amino acids. The record is from RefSeq and is a predicted model, not a curated record. Gene Ontology annotation, molecular function: RNA polymerase II cis-regulatory region sequence-specific DNA binding; DNA-binding transcription factor activity, RNA polymerase II-specific. Gene Ontology annotation, biological process: regulation of transcription by RNA polymerase II; anatomical structure morphogenesis; cell differentiation.
CGCGGGGGCUGGAGAAGCAGCCGACACCUCCAAUUGCAUCGGAAUCCCUCUGGGCCUCUGAUUUGAGCUCUUACAUCAGCAAACUGAAAAAAUAGAAACAACCCAACAACAGAAAACACAGCCCCAAACCUGGACGUUUAUACAGAAAAAGAGCAUCACAAAUUCCUAAUAGCUAUGAAGCGGGGACAGAGGCAGAACGAGCUCCUUCAGGCAGGACUGGGAUCUGAGCUCACACAAAUAGCUCCCUGGUGGACUCGUCCCAGGUUCCUACCCUACCCCAUCCCUUCGCCCUGCUCCGCUGAGGAAGACCCGGGGCUGCGACCGCGCCUGCGAUGAGCCACCUCUACGGAAGCCCCCUCCCUGCCAUGGGCAGCCCCCCCGUGCUGUACCUCCCGGCUGCCCUGGGGUUCGCCCCGAGCGGUGCCAUAUCCCGGCAGGACCCCCCGCAGAAGCCCCCCUACAGCUACAUCGCCCUUAUCGCUAUGGCCAUCAAAGAAGCUCCGGAGCAGAAGGUGACCCUCAGCGGUAUCUACCAGUUCAUCAUGGACCGCUUCCCCUUCUACCACGACAACAAGCAGGGCUGGCAGAACAGCAUCCGCCACAACCUCUCCCUCAACGACUGCUUCAUCAAGGUGCCGCGAGAGAAGGGCCGGCCCGGCAAGGGCAGCUACUGGACGCUGGACCCGCGGUGCCUCGACAUGUUCGAGAACGGCAACUACCGCCGGAGGAAGAGGAAGCCCAAAGCCCCGGGGCCGCUGGAACCGAAGGGCAGCGGGGACCCGGGGCAUCCCGCCCGCCCCGACGAGCCCAAAAGGGCCAAGGGCAGCGCUGCGGCAGCCUCGGGAGACGAGGGGGUGCCGGGGCCGGGGGAAGCGGCUCCUCCUUCGGGUCCCCCCCGCUGCGGCGGUGCCCCGGCCCCGGCCGUACCCCGGCCGUCCGCUGCCGCUGCCCCUCCGCCCAAGAGCGGCCCGCGGGGUCGCAGCUUCAGCAUCGAGAGCAUCCUGGCCACAGGGCUGAGGCAGCCCCCCCCUGGGGCAGGCCCCAGGGCAGCCCGAGAGAGCCCCGUCGGUGGCCCCGUCGGUUCCCUGGUCGCCAGCGGCGGCUGCGGCCCUGCCUGUAGCGCCUCGCUCACGCUCGACUCCCAGGUGCACGGGAGGCUUUAUCACAUCGGCAUCCCCUUACUCUCCUGCUUCCCUCUCCACUUCUCCGAGGCGGUGUUUAAUUUGCAGUAGUUGCCCCCAUAAUUAACUAACACCCCUCCUCCUAUCGCUACUGUGUGUGUGUGUGUUUGGGGGGGUGAUGGGAGGGAGAGACCGGACUCAGCCCUUGCCAGGCGGGUAAAGACCAAAGGCACUCCCCCAAAAAGCGAUGUUAAAGGUGACUCAGGAUUUCAGGGCAUUGUCAAGACACGCAUUGCUGCGGAGCUCUCUUUAGCAAUUGCCUCCCACCCCCUACUGCCAGAUCGACUUUUAAAGGUAAACCAGUUUUCUUUUCCCUCGGUGGUGGAGGAGCAGAGGGGGGCUCAUGCUGACCCUCAGCCCCACCAGGUUGGUUCUGCACCUUUAGGCUUUGCAUCCCUCAGGUUCCUCAGACCUUGUUUCUGCCGAGCUCUUUGGGUCUCCAGUUUUCUUCUUUUUUAUUGUAUUUUUAUUAUUUUUUUAUUUCAAAACCCAAACCCACCCCUUCCAUCCCUGGGGGAAGAGGUUGAGUUGUGUUUUGCUAUUAAUACCCACGGGUGUCUGCACAUAGUAAUUCUUGGUACUGCUCUAUUGGUCCAGUCCUCUGAGAAGGUAAAAGGCAAGUAACCAGGCCUGAAACAAGGGGAGACCAAACAGUCCAGGCUCAUUCUGCACAGUCCUGCUCGCUUUGACUCAGCACUGUAUAUAUGGCAUUAACACAAGUUGUUUUCCUGCCUAGCGCUUAUGCUUACUGAAUAUCGCGACAGCGUUUCUUUCUCACUCAUGUGGCCAGAGAGAGGAAGACAAAUGAGCAAAAACAGUGGAUGUGGGGAUGUGGCCAGCUUCCGUAUCUUGCUGGGAUCAGUUGCUUCUGACCAAAAAAGACUGAAGCAGUGUUAUGGAGGCUGGUCUUGACAUUUUGAAGUAGCUCUGUUAACAACCCGGACAAAAGACAUCAGCUGUUUCCAAAGCCUUCUUUUGUCUUCCAGAAGGAAGAAUCCAGACACAAUAGA